Messenger RNA from Naegleria fowleri, 1476 nucleotides. RefSeq lists its product as uncharacterized. NCBI's taxonomy places the organism in Eukaryota, Heterolobosea, Eutetramitea, Acrasida, Naegleriidae. Bases 1 to 1476 code for a protein of 491 amino acids. The record is from RefSeq and is a predicted model, not a curated record. Gene Ontology annotation, molecular function: protein kinase activity; ATP binding. The transcript has 4 exons. Gene Ontology annotation, biological process: protein phosphorylation.
AUGACAUCACGAAUCGGACAAUAUCAACUCUAUCAAACUCUCGGAAAAGGAAACUUUUCAAAAGUCAAAUACGGAGUCGAUGUCAAUGACGGCACUGCUUGGGCUGUCAAAAUUGUUGAUCGUCAAAUGAUUCAAAAAGAAAAUUUAGAAUCUCAAUUAAGACGUGAAAUUGCAAUCAUGAAAUUACUUUCACAUCGACAUGUGGUCAAACUUCGAGAAGUUUUACAAUCUCCAACGAAAAUUUAUAUUAUUUUGGAAUUGGUGACAGGAGGAGAAUUGUUUGAUCGAAUUGUUAAGGCAAAGAAAUUUGAUGAAACGACGAGUAGAAAAUAUUUUCAUCAAUUGAUUUCUGGAAUUAGUUAUUGUCACUCUCAAGAUGUGUCACAUCGAGAUUUGAAGCCAGAAAAUUUAUUACUCGACGAUAAGGAUGUCUUAAAGAUUAGUGACUUUGGUCUUUCUGCGCUCUGUGUGGGUGCUGGUGAUACCAAGAAAAUGCUCAUGACCACUUGCGGAACUCCGAACUAUGUCGCUCCGGAGGUCCUUCUUGAAAAAGGUUAUGAUGGUAAAAAAGCAGAUAUUUGGUCGUGUGGUGUCAUUCUCUAUGUCAUGCUCACUGGUCACUUUCCAUUCAGUGCAGAUUCUAUUCAAGAAUUAUUUAAGAAAAUUAAGAAUGGAGAACAUAAUCCAUUUCCACAAUAUGUAUCGAGUGAAGCCAAAGAUCUCAUUAAGAAAAUGCUCAUUGUGAAUCCAAAUUAUAGAAUUACCAUUGAGGGAGUCAUGAAACAUCAAUGGUUUAUUGCAGAUGGUGGAGAGGAAUAUACAAAACAAAAUCUUGAAUCUUCCAUUAAAUCGAAAGAGGAUAAAAUUGGAGAUUCUAUCACACAGGAGGAAAUUGAUCGUUCAGUGACAGAGUGUUCGGAAAGUGUGACACCUUCAAAAGAUUCAAAUUCUUUGGAUUCUCCAUCCUCUGCGAAUAAGAAAGCUCCAUUGAAUGCUUUUGAUUUGGCGAGUAUCAUGAUGUCAGGUUUCGUCAAUCCUCUUGUGAAUCAUGUGCCAAACGCCUCUCACAAGACAGUGAAUAUUAGACGUGAGACUCGAUUCAUUGCACGUGGAGAUAAAAAGACUGUUUUGGAGAAAAUUAAGUCUCUGCUUGCUGAGAAAUUGCAAGUAAAAGUCUCGACCACACAUCUGAAUGAUUUGGAAAGCGGAAAGCUUUCUCAGCAAAAUGCAAGUGAUCAGAAUUUAUCAGACAUGAAAUGUUUUGCCACAGUGAAACAAGUGGGAGUGGCCUUCAGUGUGAAAGUCGACCAAACAAGUGUUGGAUUUUGCCUUGUUGAAAUUAGAAGAGGAAAGGGAUCCAUUAUUGACUUUAACUUUUUGUAUCGCCAAAUUUUAUCCUUGUUAGGUGAUGUGGUCAUUUCAGGUGGAGUUCAAACACAAACGUCAUCUGAAGGAAUGUCACAACGAUAUUAUUAA